Messenger RNA from Dipodomys ordii (Ord's kangaroo rat), 2258 nucleotides. RefSeq names its product family with sequence similarity 83, member H (gene Sack1h). Gene Ontology annotation, cellular component: keratin filament. Gene Ontology annotation, biological process: intermediate filament cytoskeleton organization; positive regulation of cell migration; protein localization to cytoskeleton. The record is from RefSeq and is a predicted model, not a curated record. The transcript is spliced from 5 exons. Bases 74 to 2233 code for a protein of 719 amino acids. Lineage: Eukaryota; Metazoa; Chordata; Mammalia; Rodentia; Heteromyidae. Gene Ontology annotation, molecular function: keratin filament binding.
GAGGGGAGGAAGAGGGGGCUGCUGCCCCGCCCAGUAAUGUGUCUCCCUGCGCCUCCAGGCCCCCGGCCCCAACAUGGCCCGUCGCUCGCAGUGCUCCUCGCAGGGGGAUAACCCGUUGGCACCUGGGUACCUGCCACCUCACUACAGAGAGUACUACCGCCUGGCUGUGGACGCGCUCGCCGAGGGGGGGCCAGAAGCCUACAGCCGCUUCUUGGCAGCCGAGGGGGCACCUGACUUCCUGUGCCCAGAGGAGCUGGAGCACGUGAGCCGCCACCUGCAGCCCCCGCAGCAUGUUGCCCGUGAGCCCCCUGAGGGCAGCCCCCCCGACGUGGACAUGGAUGGCUCCUCCGGCACUUACUGGCCAGUAAACUCGGACCAGGCUGUGCCUGAGCUUGACCUGGGCUGGCCUCUGACCUUCGGCUUCCAGGGGACCGAGGUCACCACUCUGGUGCAGCCUCCACCCCCGGACAGCCCCAGCAUCAAGGACGAGGCGCGGAGGAUGAUCCGCUCUGCCCAGCAGGUGGUAGCUGUGGUGAUGGACAUGUUCACCGAUGUGGAUUUGCUCAACGAAAUGCUGGAGGCGGCAGCCCGCAGGGUUCCAGUCUACAUUCUGCUGGAUGAGAUGAACGCGCAGCAUUUCCUGGACAUGGCGGACAAGUGUCGUGUCAAUCUGCACCAUGUGGAUUUCCUGCGUGUCCGCACUGUGGCAGGCCCAACCUACUACUGCCGCACAGGGAAGUCCUUCAAGGGCCAUGUGAAGGAGAAGUUUCUGCUCGUGGACUGCGCCGUUGUGAUGAGCGGCAGCUACAGCUUCAUGUGGUCUUUCGAGAAGAUCCACCGCAGCCUGGCGCACGUGUUCCAGGGCGAGCUGGUCGCCAGCUUCGACGAGGAGUUCCGCAUUCUCUUCGCGCAGUCGGAGCCGCUGGUGCCGUCGGCCGGGGCGCUGGCCCGCAUGGACGCCAUGGCGGUCGCACCGUACGCGGGGGCCGGGCCCCUGGCGGGCGUCCCCGGGUUCGGGGCGCCAGCGCCCUUCUCCUUCCCCAAGCGCGCGCACCUCCUGUUCCCGCCGCCCCGGGACGAGGGCCUGGGCUUUCCCUCCUUCCUGGACCCCGACCGCCACUUCCUGUCUGCCUUCCGCCGUGAGGAGCCGCACGCGGGGCUGGCGGGGCUGCGGCUCCCGCGGCGGCUGGACGUGGACGCGGGGCCGGGCGCGGAGCCGGGCGCGCGCGGCUUCUUCCAGGCCCGGCACCUGGAGGUGGACGCCUUCAAGCGGCACAGCUUCGCCGACGGCGCGGGCGCGGUGGAGAACUUCGCGCGGCAGGUGUCCCGGCAGACGUUCCUGAGCCACGGCGAAGACCUCCGCUUCCAGACCAGCCACUUCCACCGCGACCAGCUCUACCAGCAGGGCUACCAGUGGGACCCGCAGUGCGCGCCCGCACGCCCGCAGGGGCUCUUCGAGAAGCUCCGCGCCGGCCGCCCCGGCCUGGCCGACCCCGACGAGGGCAGCCCGGUGCCGCCUGUGCCCGAGCGCAGGGGCAGCCUCACCUCCGCAGAGGCUCCGAAGGCCAGCCCCGCGGAGGAGGCGGCGGGCGGCCCCAUGGAGGCCCUGCGCAAGGGCUCCCUGCGCCUCCGGCAGCUGCUGAGCCCCAAGAGCGAGCAGCGUGGAGAGGAGGAGGGCGGCGCCGCGGCGCCCCAGGAGAACGGGCAGCCCGAGAGUCCCCGGCGGCCAUCGCUGAGCCGGGGCGACAGCGCCGAGGCCGCGGAGGAGCGGGGCGGGCGGGUGCGCCUGGCCUCUGCCACGGCCAACGCCCUGUACAGCAGCAACCUGCGGGACGACACCAAGGCCAUCCUGGAGCAGAUCAGCGCCCACGGCCAGAAGCACCGAGGGGUCCCUGCCCACAGCAGCCCGGAGCUGGGGCGCCCGCCGGCGGCCGGAGACCUGGCCCCAGAUAUGUCCGACAAGGACAAGUGCUCGGCCAUCUUCCGCUCAGACGGCGCAGGGCCGCAGGCCCGGCUGAGCCGCACGCUGCCCGCCAGUGCCGAGGAGCGGGACCGGCUGCUGCGCCGCAUGGAGAGCAUGCGCAAGGAGAAGCGCGUCUACAGCCGCUUCGAGGUCUUCUGCAAAAAGGAGGAGGCCGGGGCAGGGGACAGCCUGGCCGAGGAGGACGCCAGGGACAGCAAGGUGGGCAAGUUCAUGCCCAAGAUCCUGGGUACAUUCAAGGGCAAGAAGUGAGCGCGCCAGGCCGGGCCCCCGCCAC